AAAGCUCAAAUUUAUUUGAGAAGAAGAAAUCGGAGGUAAUGUUGGACUGAGCGAGAAUUACCUGUAUUGCGACUUCUCUUUCACUUUCACUCAAAUUCAUUUUGUCCUUUUCCUUUCCAUCCAAAAAUAUCUAUAUAUACCCAUAUUCCAAACCCUUGUUUCUCUACACCGCUUAAUCCUCAAGCUUCGUUCGCUUAAUUUUCAAUUUCGGUUUUCAAAGCAACACCAAUGGCUACUCAAUCAAACCAACCUCAGUCCAUCCAUGAUUUCACUGUUAAGGAUGCUAAGGGUGAUGAUAUCAAUCUGAGUGCAUACAAGGGCAAAGUGCUGCUGAUUGUCAAUGUUGCAUCACAAUGUGGUCUUACCAAUUCCAAUUACACUGAGCUGACACAGUUGUAUCAGAAAUACAAGGAUCAAGGAUUGGAGAUACUAGCAUUUCCAUGCAACCAGUUUGGUUCACAAGAGCCUGGUACUAAUGAAGAAAUUCAGGAAUUCGUCUGCACUCGUUUCAAGGCCGAGUAUCCUGUAUUUGACAAGGUUGACGUGAACGGUUCCAAUGCUGCCCCGAUAUACAAGUUCUUGAAGUCAGCCAAAGGCAGCAUGUUUGGGGACGGUAUCAAGUGGAAUUUCGCCAAGUUCCUUGUUGACAAAGAUGGUCAGGUUGUUGAUCGCUAUGCUCCCACCACAAGUCCUCUAAGCAUAGAGAAGGAUAUCAAGAAGCUCCUGGAGAAAGCAUAGUGUUGCAGCGCAUGUGUUUUUCGACGAGCUAGUAAUAAAUGAUGUGACUGACUAAGAAUACCUCUACCCUUUGAAUUUUCGUCUGUGAUGUUCUGUCUGUAAGCUUUCCAAAUUUUAUGUAUGUAUCUCGUUCUAUAUGAAUAAGCUCAAGGUACUUUGACUUGCUCUA
Molecule: messenger RNA, 907 nt
Organism: Salvia hispanica
Lineage: Eukaryota; Viridiplantae; Streptophyta; Magnoliopsida; Lamiales; Lamiaceae
Product: putative phospholipid hydroperoxide glutathione peroxidase
Biological process (GO): response to oxidative stress
Cellular component (GO): cytosol
Molecular function (GO): peroxidase activity
Source: RefSeq, a predicted model, not a curated record